Molecule: messenger RNA, 602 nt
Organism: Paramecium sonneborni
Lineage: Eukaryota; Ciliophora; Oligohymenophorea; Peniculida; Parameciidae
Source: the annotation of a GenBank genome assembly
AUGAAACAAAAAUAUUUAUACUCUCCACAACAUUAAAGCAAUAGUUUUAGUCGGUUUAAUAGCAAAUAAGAUCUUUGUAUAGAUUCCUCAUAUAUUUCAAAAUAUUUAGGACAACAAAAAUAAGUACCUUCUCCUAAAAAAUUUAUGUCAACUUUUUACUCAAAUAGAUUUGAAACAAAUGCUCAUAAUUCCCCAAUAAGUGAUAGAAGUUAAAGCUACAAUUAAUAUAAGCAAUUAACUAAAAAUUAUUUUCAAAAAAAAUAUUUAUUAUUGACAUCUGGCAAUGAAAAAAAUAUUAAAGCAUGGAGAAAUUAUUUAAUUAGUAGUUUAAGGAAAAAAAUUGAAGACUUUUUUAAUGUUAAAAAACUCAUUAUUUCACCUUAAGAUAGGGGAGUAAAACUGAAAUAAAGACGAGUUAACUAUUAUUUGAGUGAUGAAAUUCUUGCUUUAAAUGAAAUUGUUAAAUAAAAAGUUCCUUUUAUUGAUUUAAUCUAAGAACAGGAUAAAUUAAUCAAAAAAAAUUAUCACUAUCUUAAGAAUUCUGAGAAUGAAGAUUAUGAUUCUAAGUAUGAGUAUUUUAUUUAUAAGAAUGCAGAGAAUGA